Molecule: messenger RNA, 759 nt
Organism: Trichoderma virens Gv29-8
Lineage: Eukaryota; Fungi; Ascomycota; Sordariomycetes; Hypocreales; Hypocreaceae
Exons: 1
Coding region: 1-759 (252 amino acids)
Source: RefSeq, a predicted model, not a curated record
AUGGCAUAUAACGAUAAAAAUAUGAUCUACGUAGUCACAGGUGGAAACAGGGGUCUCGGCCUUGGCCUUAUUAAGUCACUUCUUAUCCGUGCCAAAACGACCGUCAUUGCAACCGUUCGCAACAAAGAUAGCGUUUCAACUCUAAUCGAAGAGACCUCCGUGAUUGAAAAGGGGUUGGGUAGCACCAUUCUCAUCACAUAUUUGGAUUUCUCCACAGCCAUCUCCCCUGAAAAGGUUAGAGAAGCCUUCAAGUUCGAUAUAGAUCAUAUCGAUGUUCUCAUUAAUAAUGCUGGAGGGGCACUCCCUAUGGUGCCAGCUGCCGAGACAACGGCAGAAGACCUACGUGCUGCCUUUGAAGUUAACACAAUCGCGCCCCUGGUUGUUUUCCAGGCACUAUGGCCACUGUUAAAAAAAUCGCCGUCGCCGAAGCUUGUUAUGAUUACGUCUUCAGUGGGUAGCAUUGCGGAGAUGGAGCCUGUUCCUGGUGGCGCCUAUGGUCCGAGUAAGGCCGCCCAAAAUUGGCUCACCAGAGCUUUGCACCUGGAAAAUAAAAAUAGCGGCCUCAUUACAAUUGCGCUGCAUCCAGGCUGGGUACAAACGCGUGCAGGCCAAUUUGUUGCCGAUCAAUGGGGGUUCACCUCUGGGCCUCCAGAUACGAUCCAGUCCAGUGUAGAGGGGAUGCUUAAGGUUAUUGAUGAGAUGUCGGAAGAAAUGUCGGGGAAAUUCGUCACUCAAAAAGGCCAAAUUUUGCAAUGGUAG